UCGAGUCUAUCGAUUCAUCGAAGCACCGUUUCCAGUUGUUAACCGUUCCCGAACAUUACAACUAUUUUCGAUUCAAGACAGAGAGGGAUUGCUGAAUUAACAGAUGGACAGGAUGAAUAAUUCUACGAUUUCUCAGAGCUUAUCGAUUGAUUCUACGGAAAAAAAUAAUUUCAUGUCAACGAGUGGAGUCGUUAGCUCUUUGGCAAUCUUCAAGGCUGUCUUGGCUGUCCUGGUUGCAGUGCUGUCCCUAGUCGGCAACACCAUCGUCAUCUUUGUGGUUUUUACCACCAAAAAAUUGCAUGCCAACACCUAUUUUCUCAUCGUAAACAUGAGUAUCAGCGAUUUGCUCUACACAGCCGUUGCCAUUGAGCCUUUUAUCGCCGGCAUUCUUGAACGCCCCUUCCCUUUUCGCGGUUCUUGGGGAACAUUCAUUUGCAAAUUUGUAAACGCGAUGGGGUUCGGUAUGAUUGCUAGCUCCGUAUUGACACUGGCAGCCAUCGCUUACGAUCGCUUCUUCGCCAUUGUUUUCCCACUGAAAAAUCUGAAGAAUAAGACUUAUCUAAAAUGGAUCGUCGCAUCAAUCUGGCUGUGUUCUGCCCUGGUUAUGUCGCCGAUGAUGUACGCCAUGCGACUGCAUGAAGAUAACAAUACCUCUUACUGCUACGAAGACUGGUCGCCCUAUUUUGACACAGAUAUGGCCGCCAAAACAUACACUGUUAUAUUGUUUGUUGUAAUUUACUCGAUUCCGUUCCUGACCAUGUUCAUAUUUUACUCACUUAUGUCCUACAUUUUAUGGUUUCGUAAAAUCCCCGGCAUUUCUGACGAAAUCACCCGGCAGCGUAUUGUGUCAGGAAGACGCAAAGUGGUUCGAAUGCUCAUUUUUAUCCUUGUGUGUUUUAUACUAUGUUGGUUGCCACUACAAAUAUCCACAUUUUCUGUUUAUUUCGGCGACGCUGAAUUUCCUUUUGAAUUCUUCUUUGCCUGCGAAUUUUUGAUAAGAGCCAACGGGGCUAUUAACCCAAUUAUCUACGUUGUGUUCAAUGAAAAUUUUCGUCGUGGGUUUAAGAGAGUUCUGUAUAUGGGUUGUAGGUCAAAAUUAAACGUUCCUAUUUAUGUUUCGGCAAAAACAAAUUUCCUCUCACUGACGAGCAGUAAACAAUCUAAUCAGGCCAGCUCUAACCAAAGGUUGCUGUAUUUAAGGGAGACAGUAGUAUAGCUUCAAGGGAAAGUUUUAUUGUACAAAUUUCAACCGAUGGUAAUAAUUUCUUCUCACUAAAAAUUAACCGGUAUACUGCGUAUUUCUCUGUACCAAACGAUGCUCAGUUUUUAAUUUUCCAAUGCAUAAAACCUGAGAUGUGUCUUCUAGUUUUUCGCAAUUUGUAUAAAUCGAGUAUUUUACCACAAUUGGCUGCAAUGUCGCAGUUUUUUUGACCACUGUGAUGACGAAUGUCGUUGUCGAUAAGAGUGUAGACCAAGCUAAACCACUAUCGAAUUGUUAAACCUACUAAGUACAGGAACGAAUCGACUCAAGUGAAACGAUUAUGCGUCGAUGUAAAUAGAAUCUCAUUAGAGUAGUGUGCUUUGAGACAUUAGGCUAAAAAUGUAGAAAAGUAGAUAAACCUUGGUGAAACUAAUACUAAGUAUCUCUGAGCUAUGAGAGUAUAUUUGACGAAUCCAAAACGUCGUAACAAUUUUGAUUUCCACCAUUUUUUUAAAUUUAAUUUUAGCUUCAUCAGGCAUUUUGUUAUAUGUAUUAAGAUACAAAUAGACUAAGCAGACUUCAGUUGUUGACCUAAGUUGGACUUGUUUUGAUCUAAUUCGUGGCAAAUAUUUACAUAGAGUCAAUUAAGUAAUGUUAAUGAUUA
Pocillopora damicornis (cauliflower coral) is the source of this 1865-nucleotide messenger RNA. RefSeq names its product tachykinin-like peptides receptor 99D. Gene Ontology annotation, cellular component: plasma membrane. Gene Ontology annotation, molecular function: G protein-coupled receptor activity. Gene Ontology annotation, biological process: G protein-coupled receptor signaling pathway. The record is from RefSeq and is a predicted model, not a curated record. NCBI's taxonomy places the organism in Eukaryota, Metazoa, Cnidaria, Anthozoa, Scleractinia, Pocilloporidae.